Molecule: messenger RNA, 3972 nt
Organism: Rhododendron vialii
Lineage: Eukaryota; Viridiplantae; Streptophyta; Magnoliopsida; Ericales; Ericaceae
Product: PWWP domain-containing protein 3-like
Exons: 2
Coding region: 180-3635 (1151 amino acids)
Source: RefSeq, a predicted model, not a curated record
AAUAAUGGGAGUACUAAUUUCUCUCUCUAGAAACAAAUACAUACACAGCACACACACACUCUCUCUCUCUACAAGGAUUUUCACAGAGAUUCUCGGGAAAAUGGUAUAGAAAUUAGACCUCCACUGCCGAAGCUUCAGGUGUGAACUCUCCGCGAUUCUUAGAAAUCGUUUUCCCAAAUAUGGGAACAGAGGAAAGAGAAACCCUAACUGAGACCUUGGAGUCAGCUGUGGAGGCUCAAGAGAAUGGGGCUAGGGUUUGUGUUCCAAAAAUGGGAACGGAGGAAAGAGAAACCCUAAGUGAGACCUUGGAGUCAGCUGUUGAAGCUCGGGAGAAUGGGACUAGGGUUUCUGUUCCAAAAAUGGGAACAGAGGAAGCAGAAACCCUAACUGAGACCUUGGAGUCAGCUGUUCAACCUCAGGAGAAUGGGGCUAGGGUUUCUGUUGACGGCGUCGAGGGUGUAAAGGAUGAUGUUUGUGUGGGUGGUGAUGGUGGAGUUGUUAUUGAAGCUAGGGUUGUGGAGACCGAAAUUUGUGUUGAGAAGAGCUUCGUGUCGACUAAUGGUGGUGAUGGCGGGUUUAUUGGAGAUGCUAAAGAGACAGGGGGUGCUGCGGUAGAAGGUUUGUCCAAUGGAGAUUCAACUCUGAUGAAUGGAGAUGGUUCUUAUGAGGAAAUCGGGUUGAACCAAGAUGGUGUUUCUGUUGGUGUGGAAGUUCACGGCUCGUUGGACAGUGUAAAUGAGAAAGGCGAAAAUUGUGGGUAUGAUGAUAACAAAGGUUCUGUGGCUGAAAAUGAGGGAACCCCAGGUGAGGAGGUUAUGAAAAUUCCUGGUUCUGAGGGUAAUAGAAAAUUCAAUGCCAGUCAUAAUGAAGUAGAAAAUAAUGGUGAAGUAGAAGAGGAUGCCGGGGAUGAAGAACAUGAGUAUUCGGUGGGUGACUUCGUGUGGGGCAAAAUUAGGAGUCACCCUUGGUGGCCUGGACGAAUUUACGAUCCUACAGAUGCGUCAGAGUAUGCUAGAAAGUAUAGUCAAGGGGGAAAGCUGCUUGUUGCUUACUUUGGGGACGAGUCUUUCUCUUGGUGCUCCCCAUCUCAGUUAAAACCCUUUGCAGAGGAUUUUGAAGAAAUGUCGGGCCAAAGUAAUUCUAAGAGCUUUGUAAAUGCUGUGCAGAAUGCCAUAGAUGAGAUACGUAAGCUUGUGGAGUUCAAGAUGACUUGCUAUUGCAUAUCUGACAAAGAUCGAGUUGGGUUUGAGAGAGAUGUGGCGAUGAAUGCUGGAAUCAAGGAAGGAGUACUUGUGCCUGACUGUGAUGUAAAUAAACUUUUAAUUUUUCUUAAUGGACAAUCAGAAUUGCUUUCAACGCUGAGGUCUAUCGCUAAGGGUGUUUCUAACACCAGUUUGCCUGAGUUUACGGUGUUGAGGAAUUCCCUUGCGGCAUUUUAUCGAGCAAAGGGAGGUCACAAACUGCCUUUGUUCUAUGAACCUGUGUCUAUUGAAGGCCUGGAAGACAAGAGUAGGAAUGUUGGAGUAACAGAUGUAAAAGAUUUCAGUGGUGUGGUGCAAGUUCCUUUUGGAGGUCCUGUGGAAGAAGUAUGGAUUUCAUCACCAAUGCAUCCAGGAUUAGGUCAAGCUGAUCAAUCGUUGCUGCAGAAAUGCUCGGGAUUAAUGGAUGACAAGCUCUAUGAAAGAAGGAAGAAGAAAGCUGUUGCUGAACUUAUUGAAGAAGACAUGGUUGUAAAACCUGAUAACGAAAUGGGGAGUUUGGUCAAGGAUGUAACAACACCAGGCAAAUUGGUGAAAACAUCUGGAAAGGAAAAAGUGAAGAGCAGUGAUGAAGUUGUAAGUCAGGAUGGUGUUGAUUUGAGUUCUCCAUCAGGGAAGAAGAGGGGGAGACGGAAGAGGUCGGAGACUGAAGGCUCUGUUAAAUCGCAAGUGAAUAAAGUUCGGAGAGCCAAAAAUGGUGCUGGUGAGGGGGAAGAAGAAUCUAAAGACGGUGUGUCUACUGUUGGGAACGAAGAUACAGAUGCCAAAGAAGAAACUGAGAAGGGUUUGGCCUCAGGGAUCAAGAGGGGUAGAAAGAAGAGGGUGGAGACUCAAGAAUCUUCCGAGAAGAAAGUUCCGAGACAGAAAAAUGGUGGUGGGGGUGAAGAAGGAAUUAAGAAGAAGGGCGGUGUGUCUAGUAUUGGGGAUGAGGAUACGAAUGCCAAAGAAGAAACUGAGAAGGGUUUGGUUUCUGUGAGGAAGAGGGCAAGAAGAAAGAAACCGGAGACACAAGGAUCUGAGAAACCUGCAGAGAAGGAAGUUGAGAGUGCUAAAAAUGGUGAUGCGGAGGGAGACAAUGCUUUGAGUGUCGGGAAGGAUGAUAGCAUCCCCAAAGAAGAAACUGAGAAGGGUUUGGCAUCGAGGGAAAGAAAGAAGAGCAGAUACUUAUCACCUCCUUUUGCAGGUCUAAAGAAGGGGGGAAGAAACUCAAGCACCAAGAAGGACUCUUUAGAUGCAGAAUUCGAGAAAAUUGCUAAAGUUGCUCGAGUUGGGGAGCGGAUGAUCAGUGCGGCUGGUCAAAUCAUUGGAUCACCUUCUUUUACAAGUCUAAAGAGGGGGGUAAGAAACUCAAGCACCGAGAAGGACUCUGUAGAUGCAGGAUCCGAGAAAAUUGCUAAAGUUGCUCGAAUUGGGGCGCGGAUGAUCAGUGCGGCUGGUCAACUCAUCGGAUCACCUCCUGUUGUGAACUGUAGUGAUGAAACCAAGGUUGACUCAGUUGCUAUCUCUACUCCUAACCCUCCAAGAGAAGAUCAGAAGAAGAUUAUAGACACUGUCAAACUCAAUGCUGAUACAAAGAAAGUAGUAACUGAAGUAAGGUCUGCAGCUACUAACCCUCUACAGUUGAAGGAGAAAAGUGCAGUUGAUAUAUUUUUGGAGUUUAUUUCUGAGUUCCGUAGUGCUCUAUACUUAAAUGGGUCAAAGUACAAGAUUUUCCACAGGGGUCAACCUGGUAGAAAGAGAAAGUUGCUGAGCUCUGGACAUGACACUCAGAUUCCUGAAUCUAAAACUCCACGAAAAAGAAAUGGAAAGAAGGAACAAGAACUAUCGGGUGUGAAAAAGCUUGAGAAAGAUGGUGGGGAGUUGAGGAAGAAGAGGAAGAAGGAGACGGUUAAUAAUAAGAAAGACGGUGAAGCUGCUACCAUGCCUGUGACCCUUACGGUGACGUUUCCCUCUGGCUUCUCUUUGCCUUCAAGAAAUGACCUCAAGGCAGUGUUUAGCAAGUUUGGGGCUUUGAAUGAGAAAGAAACAGAGGUGCUUUAUAAUUGCAGCUGUGCUAUGGUUGUUUUCAUGAAAAGCUCUGAUGCGGAAGAAGCAUUCAAUGCAUCUAUCAAGGCGAGCCCCUUUGGACCUGCUAAGGUUAGUUAUCGGCUCAGAUAUUCUUUGGAUGGCUAUGAGAAAGUAGCUUCUCCUUCUUAUAAGGAGGGAGGCGAAAACCCAGUUGAUGAUGCAUCUCGAGUUCUCUUCACUGUUAAGGAAAAGCUUGAGCUGAUGACCUCGAUGCUGGAGAAGUCUUAUGGGAAUAUGUUACCUGAGGAUCAAUCUAAGUUGGAAGUUGAGAUGAAAGGGCUUUUGGAGGUGGUAAAUACAGUGACCUAGUCUACAACAGCUAAAAUGGAGUGAGUAAGUUCAAUGUGGAGCCCAAUUUUUUUGUCUGCGUGAUGGUUGGUGUCCCACUCUUUUUGCUUAGGAAUAUAUGUCAAUGUUUUGUUCAUAGUUAUGGUGGUUGUAUCAAAGAAUGUAGGAGAAGAAAACUCUCUUUGGAGUUACUAGGGUAUAUCCUUUCGGUCCGUUGCUUUUGUUUGCUGUCUUGUAAGAAAGCUGCUUGUACUUGCCUAUGAUGGUAAUCAGUUGCUUUUGUUUGCUGUCUUGUAAGAAAGCUGCUUGUACUUGCCUAUGAUGGUAAUCAAAAUCAGUGACUCUCUCUCUCUCUCUC